AUGUCUAGAAAACACCCAUGUGAUCAGUUAAAAGAGCUUUACAAUGAUAAAAGUGAAAAAGUUUUUAAUCCAAGCCCAAAAUUUAUUUAUCCAAGCUUUCAUAAUCAAGAGACAAAUUAUAGAUAUAAGGUAUGUAAAAGCAUUUUUAAUAAAACUACAAGAAUUCCUGAACUCCAGAGAAUUAAUUUUGGUGGGAACCCCUACAAAUGUACAGAAUGUGGCAAAGCUUUUAAUCGAAAAUCAUACCUUAAUCAACACCAGAUAAUUCAUACUGGAAAAAAGCCAUACAAAUGUAAAGAAUGCGGCAAGGCUUUUAAUGGAAAAUCCUGCCUUACUCAGCACCAGAGAAUUCAUACUGGAGAAAAGCCAUACAAAUGUACAGAAUGUGGCAAAGCUUUUAAUCGAAUAUCACACCUUACUCAACACCAGAGAAUUCAUACUGGAGAAAAGCCAUACAAAUGUAAAGAAUGUGGCAAAGCUUUUAAUUAUAGACUGAGCCUUACUCAACACCUGAGAAUUCAUACUGGAGAAAAGCCAUACAAAUGUACAGAAUGUGGCAAAGCUUUUAAUCGAAAACCACAACUUACUGAACAUCAGAGACUUCACACUGGAGAAAUGCCAUAUGAAUGUAAAGAAUGUGGCAAGGCUUUUAAUAGAAAAUCACACCUUACUCAACACCAGAGAAUUCAUACUGGAGAAAAGCCAUACAAAUGUAAAGAAUGUGGCAAGGCUUUUAAUUCAAAAUAUUACCUUAGUGAACACCAGAGAAUCCAUACUGGAGAAAUGCCAUACAAAUGUAAAGAAUGUGGCAAGGCUUUUAAUCAAAAAACACACCUUACUCGACACCAGAAAAUUCAUACUGGAGAAAAGCCAUACAAAUGUAGAGAAUGUGGCAAGGGUUUUAAUCUAAAAUCAGGCCUUACUCAGCACCAGAGAAUUCAUACAGGAGAAAAGCCAUACAAGUGUAAAGAAUGUGGCAAAGCUUUUAAUUAUAAAGUAAGCCUUACCCAACACCAGAGAUUUCAUACUGGAGAAAAGCCAUACAAAUGUGAAGAAUGUGGCAAGGCUUUUAAUUCAAAAUAUUACCUUAGUGAACACCAGAGAAUCCAUACUGGAGAAAUGCCAUACAAAUGUGUAGAAUGUGGCAAGGCUUUUAAUCAAAAAUCACACCUUAUUCAACACCAGAGAAUUCAUACUGGAGAGAAGCCAUACAAAUGUAAAGAAUGUGGCAAAGCUUUUAAUUAUAGACUAAGCCUUACUCAACACCUGAGAAUUCAUACUGGAGAAAAGCCAUACAAAUGUACAGAAUGUGGCAAAGCUUUUAAUCGAAAAUCACAACUUACUGAACACCAGAGACUUCACACUGGAGAAAUGCCAUAUGAAUGUAAAGAAUGUGGCAAGGCUUUUAAUCGAAAAUCACACCUUACUCAACACCAGAGAAUUCAUACUGGAGAAAAGCCAUACAAAUGUAGAGAAUGUGGCAAGGGUUUUAAUCUAAAAUCAGGCCUUACUCAGCACCAGAGAAUUCAUCCUGGAGAAAAGCCAUAUAUUGUAAAGAAUAUGGCAAA
Messenger RNA from Urocitellus parryii (Arctic ground squirrel), 1568 nucleotides. The record is from RefSeq and is a predicted model, not a curated record. NCBI's taxonomy places the organism in Eukaryota, Metazoa, Chordata, Mammalia, Rodentia, Sciuridae.